AUGGAUAACGAACCUGAUUUUAUUCGUCUUGAAAUACUUAAAAAGCGUAAAAGUAGGGAAAAUGAAACUUCUGAUCAACAAGAAAAGCAUUGUGCUUAUAAUCAUGAAUAUAAAUGGAAGAAACUUGCUAAAGAAACUAUUGAGCAAUGUGAAACAAGACUUAAGUCUUAA
This is a messenger RNA of Funneliformis caledonium, 171 nucleotides long. The record is from the annotation of a GenBank genome assembly. NCBI's taxonomy places the organism in Eukaryota, Fungi, Glomeromycota, Glomeromycetes, Glomerales, Glomeraceae.